AUGCUCGUGACGGAGCAGCAGCAAGGAGCAACUUCUCCAAGCGGCAACGGGCUUGACGGGACAGCAUCAUCAGCAUCGUCAUCGCCGUCAACUCGUCGCAAUGCCCAUCCAAGCCCAUCCUCAGGCCGUCAUGAGAGAGGUACUAGUACACGCCACUUGCGUGCCAUGGAGCAACUCUUGGCUUCCAAGCGCCGGGCCGCUCGACGACUAGCAUCAGCAUCAUCCAUUGCCCAGCUUUGCCGUGGGGCAGCUGACCCUGGUACUUGGGCAAUAGCGCAGAGAGAACAGGACGAAGAAGAAGGCAGCGUCUGGAUUCCAUCGGUCGACCAAGGCACUAACCAGGCCUCCCUGGGGCAAGAUUCUCCCCUCUUCGCCCCCAAUCCCUUGUCACAAAUGCUUCCAAUUGCCUUCUUUUUCUCCUUCGCGAAGAGUCCGUUCGGUGACUAUCCGAACCACAGUCGUCAUCCUGAGCCCUAUGGCGCAGUGAAUCAUGUUAUUUCCGUUUGCCCUAUCACUCUCUAG
This is a messenger RNA of Trichoderma virens Gv29-8, 522 nucleotides long. RefSeq lists its product as uncharacterized. NCBI's taxonomy places the organism in Eukaryota, Fungi, Ascomycota, Sordariomycetes, Hypocreales, Hypocreaceae. The record is from RefSeq and is a predicted model, not a curated record. The transcript has 3 exons. The coding region runs from base 1 to 522 and encodes 173 amino acids.